Priceomyces carsonii is the source of this 822-nucleotide messenger RNA. Its product is annotated as proteasome core particle subunit beta 7. Lineage: Eukaryota; Fungi; Ascomycota; Pichiomycetes; Serinales; Debaryomycetaceae. The record is from RefSeq and is a predicted model, not a curated record. The transcript has a single exon. Bases 1 to 822 code for a protein of 273 amino acids. Gene Ontology annotation, cellular component: proteasome core complex.
AUGAAUCACGAUCCAUAUAGCUGGGGAAGGCCUAGUAACGAAACUUAUGGCCACUAUAAUAAAGAUAUAGCAAAUGCGUCAUUACAUGAAGACCAGGCUUCAGCGGCAGACUUUCCCAAAAUGCACACUCAGCAGCCAAUUAUCACCGGAACAUCAGUAAUUGCCUCCAAAUUUAAAGAUGGUAUUAUUAUGGCGGCCGAUAAUAUGGGAUCAUAUGGUUCUCUCUUGAGGUUUAACGAUAUUGAAAGAUUAAUUAAAGUUGGUUCGGAGACAAUCGUUGGCAUAUCUGGAGAUAUUUCUGACUUGCAACAACUUGAAAGAAUUUUAGAUGAGUUAGAAAUUGAAGAAGAGGUUUAUGAUAGCGACGGUGGCCACAAUUUAAAGGCACCUCAUGUGCAUGAAUACCUUUCUAAAGUAAUGUACAAUAGAAGAUCUAAAAUGAACCCUUUAUGGAAUGCAAUAAUUGUUGGAGGAUUUAAUGAUGAUGGAUCUCCAUUCUUGAGAUACAUUGACCUUUUGGGAACGACCUAUGGCUCGUCUACCAUCUCUACCGGAUUUGGAAGUUAUCUUGCUGUUCCUCUUUUAAGACAAUUGAUUCCAAGCGAUCCCGACUAUGAAAAGGUUUCUGAAGAAGAGGCUAGAAAGUCGAUUAUGAAUUGUUUAAGAGUGUUGUAUUACAGGGACGCGAGGUCCUCAGAUAAGUUUUCUCUAGUUACAAUCAAAUCGGGUGAGCCAUUAAAGUUUGAAAAGAAUUUAAAGGUUGAAGAUCAAAAAUGGCGCUUCGCAGCGGAUAUUAGAGGUUAUGGCAGUAAACAGCUCUGA